AUUACUGUGUUCAAAAGAAAAACAAUUUCAAAAAUAUUUGAACAAUUUUACUUUUUUUGAUAUUAUGGUGCACAUUUGCUGUUUCAGAAACUGAUGAAGACAAAAUACUGUAGAAGCAUAAAGAUAUGUUUGUAUUGUUUAGGAUAUCUUACCUUAAAUGUUAUUGUGUAACUUAUGAGCAUGUUGAAGGCACAGAUUAUACUAAUGUGUCGUGAAUAUUAUAGUAUAUCUAUUAAAAGGGCAUAUAAUAAAUAGUACAUUAUUCAAAUUUCAAUACAAUUAUUUAGAAGCAUUGAUAUAAAUACUGUGGUCAGAAGGACUGUAAAUUAAUAGCAAAUAUUUAAAUAUCUUUUCCUAGAAAAAUUUAUAUUACACUGAAUGAAAAAGCCAAGAUUCUGCUUGUGAUGAGUUCUCAGAGUUUAAAAAGUUCUGAAAAUAAUACAUUUGUUCGUCCAGAAAUGUUUUAUAUAAGAGGAAUACAGGAGUUGUCCUUUGCUAACUGUUUUUAUAUUUUUUUAUUUAUUAUGUAUAUUUUUGCAGUGUUUUCAAAUGUAAUUGUCAUUUUAUUAAUAUAUUUAGAUCAAAGUCUUCACAAUCCAAAAUAUCUUGCUGUUGUUCACUUGGCCUUAGUCGAUUUAGGCACAACUACAGCUGUCAUUCCUAAAGUGAUAGAAAUGUUUCUUUUUAACUCCAGUUUUAUUUCAUAUGAAGCGUGUUUAGCUGAUAUGUUUUUUGUUCAUUUCUUUAAUGCAAUGCAGUCACUUUCACUGGUAAUAUUAGCUUAUGACCGGUUUCUUGCCAUAUGCUUCCCUCUUCAAUAUCACAGCAUUAAUACUAACAGCAGGAUGGUAGGAAUCAUAGUGUCACUCUGGAUGUUUGAUGCAGUCAGUUUUUCCAUUACUGUGCUUCUAAUCACAAGACUCAGCUUCUGCCAGUCCACAGUGGUAAACAGUUUUUUUUGUGAUCAUGGACCCGUGUACUUCUUAGCCUGCAAUGACAUUUACCCAAAUGUAAUGAUUGCUUGGUUUGAUACAGUUGUGUUUCUUUUUUUACCUUUAUGCCUCAUUCUCUGUUCUUAUAUAUUCAUUGGUGUUACACUGUUUAAAAUGACAUCAACUGAUGGAAAGCAAAAAGCACUAAAAACCUGCAUUUCACACAUUAUCUUAGUUAUAAUAUUUUAUGUUCCUCUGGCUAUUACGUAUAUUUUGUCACAGUUUAUUGAUUCCAAUAUAAGAAUUCUUAAUAACUCUCUGUCAGCUACAAUUCCAUCAAUGCUGAACCCCAUUAUUUACACACUAAAAACUGAUGAGAUGAAGACAGCUAUGAAGAAAGUAGUCAGAAUCAAAUUUCUGGCACAGUAAUUGUGUUAUUACAUUAUAGAGUAUAAGACAAUUACAAGUUAUAACUAAUAAAAUAAAUUCAAAUUUA
Molecule: messenger RNA, 1428 nt
Organism: Erpetoichthys calabaricus (reedfish)
Lineage: Eukaryota; Metazoa; Chordata; Cladistia; Polypteriformes; Polypteridae
Product: olfactory receptor 1-like
Exons: 1
Coding region: 405-1361 (318 amino acids)
Biological process (GO): G protein-coupled receptor signaling pathway
Cellular component (GO): membrane
Molecular function (GO): G protein-coupled receptor activity; olfactory receptor activity
Source: RefSeq, a predicted model, not a curated record